Molecule: messenger RNA, 502 nt
Organism: Styela clava
Lineage: Eukaryota; Metazoa; Chordata; Ascidiacea; Stolidobranchia; Styelidae
Source: RefSeq, a predicted model, not a curated record
AUCUUUACAAUGAUUAUUACUAUGAUACACUUUUUUGGACACAACACAUUAGCAUUCGAUCCUGAUUCUGAAUUUUUAAAACUGUAUAAUUGCAAGCAUUUGGAAACGUUGGAUAUUGAAUAUAACAAUGGAUUUGCUCCCUACACCCUGCAAUGGAUUGAUUGUGGACGCAAUAUCUCUCCUUCAAUGUAUUCCAACACAACAUGUUCUACAAGAUGUCAAGAUCCUUCAACUAAUCAGUUUUUAUCCGAAAUAUAUCAACAGCGACCGAUUCUUGUUUGUGAAACAUUUCAAAUCCGAAGAAGAGGACAGAUUUCAAAAAUAAGAAUUAAACUGGCCAAGGGCUGCAAGUGUGUCAGAUAUUCUGACGAAUACAGAGAUAAUAUUGAAAUUGACUGCUAAGAUAUUUUAUGGUGAAAAGGAGAUGAUUAUUCCAGGACAGCAUUAUGAGAUUCUAGUUUUAUUUUUUACUAUUUAAAUUUCCCUCGUGUAUGCAAUGUUA